This is a messenger RNA of Dicentrarchus labrax (European seabass), 4845 nucleotides long. It is a transcript of the gene ankrd33bb, whose product is annotated as ankyrin repeat domain 33Bb. Bases 685 to 2271 code for a protein of 528 amino acids. The record is from RefSeq and is a predicted model, not a curated record. Lineage: Eukaryota; Metazoa; Chordata; Actinopteri; Moronidae. The transcript has 5 exons. Gene Ontology annotation, molecular function: protein binding.
UUUCUCCACAGGGAAACACGGGAUUAGUUGCACAGUGCUGUUAGCGGUGACUGUUACAGUUUUCAAACAAGACGAUUGCCUGUUCUACUUUCCAGAGGACAACUUCAGCUUUAACUUCUCAUCAAGAAUUCAGGAAUUCAAGCAGUCCGUUUGGGAUCUGAUGCCAUGAUUAACAGAUGUGAGGGGUGAUGCUUUUGGCGCCUUUGUGAAGAGUCACAUGGAAAUGGCCGUUUGCUUUGCCACAAUUCGAAACUCAUGGAUACUCUUGGGUUUAUCAAACUGCAUUUAUUUGGAAAUGCAACGCUGACUCUCUCAAGAAGAAAACACUUCAGUUUUUAUUGACCCUUGGCCACAUGAGUCAAGAGUGACUACCGCAGAUCAUGCUUAUGAUCAAACCUUUCUUAAUGAAAUUGUCUUUUGGAGUUCUAGGGAAUCCUAACCUCUAUGGCAUUCUAAGAAGAUUUAUUCGCCGAGGGAUUGGGAGCAUGUGUAAAGAUCUCACCCCUCCCCUGUGACUUCUGGUGACCCUUAUCUCUUAGGAAACCUGACAUUUCACAGAAACAAAUACAAGAAUGAGACAAUGUAUUGCAGUAGGAUGGUGGACAUGAACUCUAGGGCUUCCUAGAGUUGUCCUGGCACCCCACAAAAAAAUUAAAAAGUGUGUGGGGGAAGGGGAGGGUUUAAAUGGUGUUAAUAACAGGGGAACAAGGUGAAGGUUCAAAGGUUCGAGAGAAUGGAUUUGCCAGAGGCGUGGGACCGGGUGAGACUGAGUUUAGGACCUAUAAAGUCGACAUGGAUACACCUACCAUGUCCAUUAUCAAUGUUGACGAAAAUGGGGAUGAGUCUGAGGUGUCAGGAGAGGACGAUAACGAGGGGAAUGAAGUUGAUUACACACAAAAUUAUUGGGAGGAUGAGGACGAUAUCUACCAGGAGUUCGAGGAGUUGGACUUUGAGGCAUUGUCCGAUAACUCGGACACACAGAGCAUUGCCUCAGACGAUUCUUUCUAUCCCCCAGACAAUUCACUUUUACCCUAUAUGUACCGCUCACCAAGCCCUGACAGCCCCGAGCCAAUUUCUUUCUUUAAGGCCUGCUGCAACAACAACGCCAUCAUCGUCAAGAUUAUGAUCAGACAAGGAGUGACCGAAGAGGAAGUGAAAGAGACGGAUAGGAACAGAAGAUCUGGCCUGAUUGUGGCCUGCUACCAUGGAUACGUGGACGUGGUCAUCGCCCUCUCUCAGUGCCCGUAUCUCGAUGUUAACUGGCAGGACAACGAGGGCAACACUGCUCUUAUUACUGCAGCACAAGCAGGUCAUAUGACAAUCUCUAACUACCUACUCAACUACUUCCCUGGGCUGGACAUCGAGAGGAGGAACUGUCACGGUUUCACAGCUUUGAUGAAGGCUGCCAUGCAGGGCCGGGCUGAGUGUGUCAGAGCUCUCAUGCUGGCUGGAAGUGAUAUUCAGGCACGGGACUACGGCCGCAAAAUGACACCCAGGGAGUGGGCUCUCUUCACUGGUCGAUACGAGACGGCUAACCUGAUGUAUCGGCUGAUGGCAAAGCCCUGUGCAGAGCAGUUCUGUGACUCCUUCUCCCUGGAGUGGCCAAUGCUGGAGGAGCUGGUGGCCCAGGCCCAAGAGCCCGAGUCCUGCUGGAGGCGUUUGCUCAACCUCCUCUCCUGCUGCCCUUAUAGGUUUUACAUCAACAACAAGAUAAACCCCAUGGAUGACGGCGUUCUUGACCACAUGAUCCGCGUCACCACCAGUAUCUCCAGUCCAUUCAUUGCCACAGCUUGCCGCACCUUGAGUCCGGGCAGCCCGCCGUGCAUCGGGAAGCGCCGUCAAGCCGUGCAGGAGAUCCUGAGGAGGCAACGGGUGGCUGAGCUGAAGCGCCUGGGCCCGGACAGACUGAACAACUACAAAUUAUUUUUCCAGAACUCGCGGGUCCUUCUCAUCCCCAAGACGAGGGAUCGGAGGGCUAGCCUCCAGCCUCAGCUGCUGAGCAAAGUGGCCGCGGUGUCUACGGUGGCCAUGAGACGAGCAAGUCUCCUGCCUCUGAACAUGCUGAGGAGAAGCAGCGUGCGGUCAGGCAUUGUGGUGCCCAAAGUGAGGCUCUGCAAAGCCCCAGCUCCGACCUUUAUACCGGAAAAACGCAGAAAGAACAGUAACCACAACCAGCUCGAGAUCCCCAAUUGGAACUACAAGAUGAAGAGAGUAGAGAGGAGGCGGGAGGAGGAGAGGCAAAGACAGUUACUCAUGAUAAGGAGGAGAUAAGGGGAAAGGGGCGUACUGUAUGUUCACAUUAUUUGAGAAAGCAGGACAUGACUUGCUACAACUUCAAAGAGCUGGCUGUUAUAAUACAGAGUGCUAUCGCUUCCAUAUAUGUUGUUCCUUUAAACGUCAACUCUAAAUGUCAAUAUAACUGCACAUUUUUGUUUGCUGAGAUUGCCGAUAUUGCUGAAUUUGUUGCCUUGUUUCUACCUUCACAUGCUUAAUUUGUGAGGCAUAAUUUAUACAGUGUAGAAUUUGUAAUUCCUGCUAGGAUGCUGAAAGAAAUGAAUGUUUCUACGUUGGCAGCUUAUUUUUAUGGUAAAUUCAAUGACACAUGGAUGGCAAAAGAAGUGUCAUGGUCAACUAUACUUCAGAAAUCGAUGUUCCCGACCCGGAACAUGCUACCAAGCUGCAAAGAAUGAGGAAAACUUCAGUAACAUCAGUAAGACUCAGUAAUUACUAAGGGAAGGAAAAGGGAGAAAUACAAAAAACAGCAAUAGGACAUAAUGCUGAGUUGGAAAGGAUGAGUACAGGACACAUAGCGCAAAAUGUUGAACAAAGUAAAAUUUGACAGUAAAAUAUGCCAGCAAGGAAUAUCAAGAGGGCAGAAAUGGGGCUUGAAACGGCCCAGAGGUGGCAGCCAGUUGGAGGGAUUUCACAGGAUGCAGAGAAGAGCUCCGACACGGCCAAAUGAAGAUUGGUGGCUGGCUGCUACAGCAGAUUGCCACAGGAAAGGGAUCGCUGAGCACGCAGGAGGAAGCCAAGAAGCCAUUUUACACCGAUACAUAGUAGAACAGGUAUUUGCAAAACAGGGGCGAGCUUAUGAGCAGUAUUUGACAGCUGAGCUGAGGAACCAGCUCACAGUGGCUUUGUAAAGGCUUUGUGGAGAAUUGGAAAGGCAGAGCCAAAAAUAAACAGCUUAGUGCGAGACUGUGACUUGUUGACUUAAAAAAUAAUCACAAGGGAUAGUCCACAGCUACUGUCUGCUGUAUCUCACCUACUCUGUAAGAAACGGAGGGCCACCAUUAGUUCUUCCUGUGCAUGUGUAUUUAAAUUUUGCAUUGGAAUGACAGUAAUGAAAAAAAGCAUUGGAAACACAAAUACAUUACAUAUAUUGCUACAAAAAUGACAGUGAGGAAAAGUACCAAAUAUGGUAUGUAAAUCUUUAUAAAAGAUGAAUGAGAUUGGUUUAAUUGUAAUAUACGGUAUUACCUUUAUCACCAACUAGUGGUAAACACUUGGAAUUGCAACCAAAUUGUUGAAAAUGUACUUAAUAAUUAGUGCAGACUCCCCAAAAAUCUUAAUAAAGUAAUCAGUUGUGUUUUUAAGUGGAGGUGUGAGCACAGAUUGAUUAUGGCCAUUUUGUGCUGUGAGGCAAAUGUCCCUUUAAUAUUUAAGCCGUCAUGAAACUUGACAGAGUAUGAUGCUAGUAAAGCAUGUAAUACCAAAGGGAUGCACAAGCUCUGUACUCUUUUCUCCUUCUGAUCUCUUUUUCUCUGGGACUGAACUGGUCUGGAUGGAGACCAUUACGGUCCGACAGCACGGAUUUUACUUUUUACAUUUCUGCCAAAAACUGGAACUCUUAGGUAGUGGAACACAAACUACUGAGCAAAACUCCUUUCUACCCAGUGUUGAAGCAUGUUGGCACUGGGAUGGAAGCUGAUGGAGGAUAUCAUCAUACUUACAUAUUGAGAGGGUGGAGAAACAACGCUGGAGUGGGAUUUAGAAGCAUCAGUGGCUCAGCUUUGAGUCACUUCAAUAAACUGCAUUUCAUUUACUGACUACAUAGCUGACUCCAAGCAAAGGAAAACCAAAUCUACAUGCCAAAUUCACUGAAUUAAGACUUGAUGGCCUGACGAAUCCAUGUCAUAGCAUCUUGACGAGGGAUUCUGAAAGCUAAGCUACAAUAAAGGGCUCAUAGGUCAACUUCAUGAACCUCUUUGUCAUUCAUGGGUGCAUAAAGUUGAAAUGAACCAUCUAAUUGUGUAGUGUCUUUCUCUGUGUGACCCAUUACACACAAAUAUCCUCUGAAUGACUUGCGGUAAACUAAUUUGUGAUGUUCUGAGGCUGCCUAACUGAAAAAAUCACUUUAAUAUUACUACAGCAACACACGAUGUGCAAUCCAUACACAGUGCUUAAAUGCUUAAAUUAUGAAGAAUACAUUCUCACCACUUGGGGUUGGGAGGGAGGGUUAAAAAUUUAAUCUGAUACAAUUACUAAUUACCUGUUUGUGUUACUUUUGGAUUACCUCAACACCAAAUAAGAAGACAGAACAGGAGAAAAUUACUAUCAAAAAGAAGCAUUGAUGCAAGAGUAUUCUAUGAGACAACAGAAGGGAAAGGUUUUAGGAUCAAAAAUGUGUUGUAUUUUUAUACAAACUGUUGAAUUUUAAUGCUAAAUAAUCCCCAUUUUUACUUAAUGUAUUUUUGUCUGUAACUGUACUGUAACUGUAAUGGAUUACAGCUACCUUAUUUUGCAUCCUGAUUAUGUAGCUCAGUUAAUGCAAUCCGUUACUCCCCAAGCCUGCACUUACCACACCAUGCAAAAGCAACAAAUACAACAUUCUGUCAAGACUUG